UCUGUUUCUCCACUACGUGAGGUCGACUUGGAGGGAAUCGAACGUCGCUAAGAAAGACAAAAAAUAGGAGAAGAAAGCAGAAACACCAAACCCCCCCAAUAAGCUGCCUCAGGAGCAGUGAAGUGUCUUCAUGGCAGUUCGUCGAGGACACAUUAAGUACUUGAAAGCUGACUUGCAGGAGGUGUAUGACAUGUCAAACGGUUAUGAAGACCACAUGGGAGGGGACGAGGGGAAGGAUGCCAAGACCAACCUGAUAGUGAACUACCUGCCUCAGAGCAUGACGCAGGACGAGCUGCGAAGCCUCUUCAGCAGCAUCGGAGAGGUGGAGUCUGCCAAGCUGAUUCGAGACAAAGUCGCAGGCCACAGUUUAGGGUACGGAUUUGUUAACUAUCUUAACCCUAGUGAUGCAGACAGAGCUAUCAGUACACUGAAUGGACUAAGGCUACAGUCCAAAACUAUCAAGGUUUCAUAUGCACGGCCCAGCUCUGAUACAAUAAAGGAUGCCAACCUGUAUAUCAGCGGCCUGCCAAAGUCCAUGACCCAGAAGGACGUGGAGGACAUGUUUUCACGUUAUGGACGCAUCAUUAAUUCCCGGGUACUUGUUGAUCAGGGUACAGGUACGACAGGUGUGUCCCGUGGGGUGGCUUUUAUCCGGUUUGACAAGCGGGCAGAGGCAGAGGAAGCCGUCAAAAACCUGAACGGCCAAAAACCACCGGGGGCCUCUGAGCCAAUCACAGUGAAAUUUGCUGCCAACCCGAACCAGGCGAAGAACACGCAGCUCAUUUCUCAGCUGUACCACAACCAAUCACGGCGGUUCGGAGGGCCGUUACAUCACCAGGCGCAGCGGUUUAGGUUUUCUCCCAUGGGUGUUGAUCACAUGGGCAGCAUGGGAGGUGUCGGUGUCCCUGGGAACUCCACCUCAGGCUGGUGCAUCUUCAUCUACAACCUGGGACAGGACGCCGACGAGAGCAUCCUGUGGCAGAUGUUCGGCCCCUUUGGUGCCGUCACCAACGUCAAGGUGAUCCGAGACUUCAACACCAACAAAUGCAAGGGCUUCGGCUUCGUUACCAUGACGAACUACGAGGAAGCGGCCAUGGCCAUUGCCAGCCUGAAUGGCUACCGGCUCGGAGACAAGAUACUGCAAGUGUCCUUUAAGACCAACAAGGGCCACAAAUAGAGAGAGCUGGACAAUCAGGUGUAGAGGAGAGAGGGAGAUGCCCUGCGCCAGGCUUUUAUUUGAGAGAGCAAAAGAUUGCAAAGUCUGGCACAUCAGUUUGGGUUUUAGUGUAUUCAGAGAUCAAUGAGACGUUCACUCUUCUGCACCUUUGUACUUGUCUAAAAGAGUGUUUAGACUGAUUUUUUUGUUUUGUUUUUUUUUUCCAUCUUUAUACUCAUGCUUGGGGCUUGAGGACACUCAGUAGUUUUAAUUUGUAGGGCAAGGAUGUAGAGGGCAAAAUCCCAAGACACCCCCAAGAUAACGUUUGAAAAUGAUCUAAAAAGCUAAAAUAUUGUCCGUUAUGUGUUGCAUGUAUAACUGUGGGGACUAGAUAAAGGAGGCAGGCAAACAGUGCACUGAAAGAGUAUAAGGAGAAUAAGCCCUGCAAAUUGUUCUCCCAAGUGUUGACAUUUUAGUGGAUAAUUCACAGUCUAAAGAAGGUGAAGAACAAUAUUUUGCCAGGAGCCAGUUGUUGUUUCAUUUUGGGAAAGCAGUGCUUUGUCCUGGAUCCUCAUCAUAAGUAGAAAUAGAUGCCUUAAAUGAUCAUCCAGUGGACACACAGACCUACAAUACCACUCACUGUCUAGAGUCAAUCUAAGAGCAAAGCACUUUUAACCAAUCUGUUUUAGGUUACUAUGAAUAUCAGUCUUUUCGAUGUUAAUCUAUGACUUUUGCUCACCCUCCGCCCAGGUUAACAGUUUUAAAAACAAUGAGCUCUGGAGGGAAAUGUUUGUGUUUUGUUAUCCCUGUGUAAAGUGUCUUUUUUUCUAAGUUGUAUUUAAAGAGAGUCCUGUUGAAAAUCAUCCCCAGUCAAUGAGUAGGGAAUCAAGAUGGACCAAAGACAGGGAGAGAUUUGAUCUUAUAACCCCAUAAGAGUUUUUCUAAACAGAUUUUCGCAAGGUAAAUUCACAUCUUUUUGGACUUUUUUUUCUCUUUUCUUUUUUUUUUUUGAAGAGGUACUAAGGCUAUAUCUGAUGCUGACUGAGAGAAACAUCAUUCAGGCUCAGUUUGCCAUUCUGUUUUGUUUUUUCUUUCAUUUUGAGUUAAUUUGUUUUCUUUUUGUUUGGAUUUUCUUUCUUUCUAGAAGAAUAGAUUUUUAUUUGUUACAAUGUAAGUUACAAACUUGUUUUAACGAGUGCUUAUCUCAAGUUUGGAGAGAAAUUAAUGGCCUUUGUUAAUGAUUUCAGUUUAGAUUUACUUUCUUUUCUUCCUUUUUGUUUUGGUUGUUUCACUUUGAACAUAAACCAUUAAAUUUUAUUUCUUUUUGCUGAAAGUUUUGUUUGGUUUGUUUCUUUUUUUAUUUACCUUUUUAGAUUUGAUUUGGAGUUUUGUUCUGUUAUUUUUCUAGCAUUACAUUUGCAGGAAAGAAAAAACAGGCCGUUACACAUUGUUUCUGCUGAAGGCUUUUAAACAGGCUUAAACUUUUAGAAAGAUGAACAUAUGGACCAAUGUUAGUUGAGGUGAGGUUAUUUAAACUGUACACAGAGACUUGAAGGAAAGCGAUUGUCCUGCAGACAUUUCACGAGGCAACAUUUCUGAGAUAGCCAGAUCAGUAUAAACCACUGAAGAGUAACGAGAUCAACGCAUUGAAGAUGUACGUGGUCACUUUAGAAACAGUUGUCUUUUCAGCGGUUGUGAGUUAAAUGUCAGGAUUAUUUAUUAUUAUCUGCUUUUUGAUGCCCGGCUGUUUGGGGAGGGAAGCAUCUGAUAACACGGUGAAAAGACGGUUCACAUGAAGAUUUAGGCUUUUAGACCCAAACCCAGUGCUCUGAUGUUUUUUGUCUCGUUUGUUUUUACUUUUCACUAGUGAGGACUUUGUUUACAGUGAAACACUCUCUCAUAUCGUCUGUUUAGAAAAGAUUAAUGGCGUAUCACAGGUCGUCUUUUGCUAGUGAGGAAUUGUCUUGCCCGUCUUGUUCUCUAAGGUGGUUGAAAGGUGGAGCAUAAGCAUCGGUACUGUAAUUGUUUCUUGUUUAACCUGACCACAAAUUGAACAGAGGAACUACUCCGUGAUAAAAAUAGCAAGUGAUUCUUGGGAACAGUACCUGCUCACACUUUUUAGGAUUCGUUUUUAACCACCCCCAUCACCCCCCAUGCUCCCCCAAGAAUAAUUCACCUGACACUUCAUUAAAUGCAUAUUUAAUCUAUUUAAUCUCUGAAAGGAAUUUUUCCAUCACAAACUUCAGCUUUUGGUCUUAAAAGUGCUUUUUGAUUUUAGUAUUUCCAUGUUAUUUUUGUGUCACAAUCCUUAACUUUGUGCAAUACUUUGUGACUUGCUCAAAGCAGGUGAUAGAAAUUUGUUGUAGUCUUGGACUGUCAUCUUUUUUGAUAAUUUCUUUUUUCUACUUACGUUGUGUUACUGCUUAGUUUUCUCAGCAGUCUAGUUGGAUUUGCAUGAAAGAUGCAAGUGAAUUUGUUUUAGGGGCAGUCAGAAUAAACUGCAUUCUGCCUUAAUUUAUAAGUGGAAAUGGUGUAUUUUACAUCAGGAGGCGCAAAUAUUUAUUUGACAAUGUAUGCGGUCAUACUUGUUACGUAUUGGAGUGUUUUUAAUGGAUUAUUGAUUUUUUUUGUUUUUCUUGGUUCUGAACGGACACUAAGUUGAAGUCCAUUAAAUGUCUUCUAACAUUGGAUCAUUUCAAUAAAAACAUGGUGCAAUAGCA
Molecule: messenger RNA, 3876 nt
Organism: Seriola aureovittata
Lineage: Eukaryota; Metazoa; Chordata; Actinopteri; Carangiformes; Carangidae
Gene: elavl1a
Product: ELAV like RNA binding protein 1a
Exons: 7
Coding region: 131-1177 (348 amino acids)
Cellular component (GO): ribonucleoprotein complex
Molecular function (GO): RNA binding
Source: RefSeq, a predicted model, not a curated record